This is a messenger RNA of Drosophila biarmipes, 500 nucleotides long. RefSeq lists its product as uncharacterized. The transcript has 3 exons. The annotation marks the transcript as partial. Gene Ontology annotation, molecular function: protein binding. The record is from RefSeq and is a predicted model, not a curated record. NCBI's taxonomy places the organism in Eukaryota, Metazoa, Arthropoda, Insecta, Diptera, Drosophilidae.
GUUCAAGUGGUGGUCGGAACGAAUCGAUUUGUGAAGGGAAAUGAUCGCUGUAAAUUGAAAUUCAAACAUAUAAUUGUUAACCCGGCCAGCACGUUUUCCAUUUGGACUUCACAGCCAUUUAGAGUGAUCCGAGAUCGAGUGAAGGCUAUAGCGGUCAACCAGUUUUGCAAUGCGAUCGUUCUGAUUGAGGCACAAACCCGGCCAGGUUGUCCUCAAUUCUGUCCUGAGGUUCAUCAACCUGUUUGCGGAGAAGCUACAAUUAGGGGACAAUUGGUGCGAUGUGAGUUCGGAAAUGGAUGUAAAAUGGGGGUCAGCUCCUGCCGCCGUAACAUAAAUUGGCGCGAGCGACCCUUGGAAAACUGUGAAAGGCCCUCCCCCAUCUGCAGGCAACUUCGCUAAUCUAUAAAUAUUUUUUCGCAAAUAAUGGAGUACAUUUUAAAGACUCAGUUAUGACGUUAGUUUACCGACUGACUCGUUCGCAAAAUAAAAUAUGGUUUGGA